Molecule: messenger RNA, 2659 nt
Organism: Anoplopoma fimbria (sablefish)
Lineage: Eukaryota; Metazoa; Chordata; Actinopteri; Perciformes; Anoplopomatidae
Gene: ccdc126
Product: coiled-coil domain containing 126
Exons: 3
Coding region: 791-1273 (160 amino acids)
Source: RefSeq, a predicted model, not a curated record
GCCGUUCUACGCACAGGGCCACCAUGACAGUCUGCACAGUUGCAUGCUUGGAAUUUUGCUACCGAGUUGUGCUUGCUAGGACCUCGUUGUUUUCGACAUUGUGUGUAAGAGAAGAGGCUGAAAUGAAAGCACAGAGAGCGGACACCUGUGCGUGAUGCUCGGUAGAUAACGUUAUUAAAGUGGGGUGGUGGGGGGGGGACAGCGGGUGGUUCGAGAGCGACGACAGCCCGAGCAUCAUUCAGUGUCAGCCAGAGGAGCCUGGUUAUUCCUGCUGCGACCUCAAGGUAGCUUCUGAGACAACACACUGAGUCAACAAUGCCUGCGGACCCCCUGCCUGAACGCCCAGUCUGCGGUAGUGAUUUGGUGUCGGACGUCUUGAAGCCAAAGCACCUUUACAAAAAACCCUGACUGCCGGUGUCUGUGGGUGUCAACUUCCUUCUGGUUCCACUUCCUGGCCUCUGCUGUUGCUGAACACUUUCUCAUCUCCUCUUAGGAGGGGCAGGAUGCCUUAAGUGGUUUGAGAAACUUCUAUUGCUGUAUGGGUAUAAUGCAAGCAUGUGUCCUGCUGGAGCUCACUUGAUUGAGGCACCAAAUCCUCACCGGCUUUAGGAAUGCUUUGCACUAGACUUUGACCUCUGUACAUACGGACUGUGUUGGAGAGAAUCUCCCUGCAGGAAUCAAGUAAUUAUCACUCCACUUAUCAAUUUAUUGGUAUAUCCACACCCAAGAAAAGACCUUCAGCCUCAGACGGGGCCUCUGCAGCUCCCCUCCCCUUCGCCAGCCCAGUACUAUGCUGGGUGCAGUCCUGCGGAGGAACAUGUCCCAGAAGCUGAGUGUGCUGCUGCUGUUAUUUGGCCUGGUGUGGGGACUUAUGCUGCUGCGUUACACUGUGCAGCAGCCUCGUCACCAGAGCAGCGCCGAGCUACGUGAGCAGAUCCUGGAUCUCAGCCGGCGAUACGUCAAGGUCCUGACAGAGGAGAACCAGAAUGCACCUGGUGGGCUACAGGGAACCUCUAUGGCUGGCUUCGCUGAUCUGAAGAGGACUAUCGCUGUGCUACUGGAUGACAUUCUGACUCGACUGGUCAAACUGGAAGGGAAAAUCGAGUUGGCCGCCAACGCCUCCUCCACAAAUACCUCCCACACAGGCGUCCCUGCCUCGGCUCCUGCUGCCCUGCAGAAAUCCUCAAAGCAGGACACACCUGGCCGACACCCAGAAACAUCACGCCUCCACCCACACAUCCCCAAUAGGCCUCGGCCACAUCAACGCGCAUAGUCUUUAUAGAUAUAGUAAUAUUUUCCCUUUUAAUUAUUUUUAGCACAUCACACUUUCCCAGCAUGUAUCGCUGAUGAUACAACAUCAGACAAAUGAAAAGCAAUAGGGAGAAAUAUAGACAUCAAGAAAUGGAUCAGCCAGCUCAGAAGAAAGGGGGACUUCUUUAUGCUCUAUAUGCUGAUAUUUAUUUAUUUUUUACCAAGACAUUUUUUAAAUAUUUUCAUUGCUGAUUUUGUUUGGCUUCGAUUUUAGCUUUUAUUUUAUAAUGCCAUAUUUGAAUUUUAGGAUUUUUUUUAAUGCAAAUGCAGAGAGUUAUAAAUACUCUCUAAACUGAACCAGAUUCUCACACGCUUUUAUGAAAAAAAUGGCUUGAAAUGUUUAACUAUCUACAUUGGAAACCAUUAUACAAUACUGCUUCAAUAUAUCAAAAUGCUGAACUAAACAGUACACUCACGAUAGGUAGGUUUUAUGGGUUUUUUUAGUUUUUAGUUGGUGCAGUUGCUAAAUUACUGUAUAAAGAAGAUUCUACUUUAAGCUUACACAUAGUCUUAAGAACAAUUAAACCGUAUAGUUUGCCUGUAAGAGAUAAUCCAAAGAAUGUUAUUUGCACUCCCUCUGCAGGCAGUGUAAUUGUGUAUUUACAAUCACUGCAAGGCAGUUUGAGGAUUAUGCAGAAUAUGACGGAAUGAGGCCUGUUUGCGACUGUAAACAUGAGUGUGUGUGUGUGUACUUUGUCUCAGUUGAAGUCCAAUGGUUCCCUUGCUGAGUCUUGAUAAAUGAUUUAAUUAGAUGUGUAGCACAUUGAAUGUACUUUGUAGUCAGUCUUAAGCCCUUCCGUGCUGUAACGAUGACUGACCUACUGCUUACACAUGUUCAGGGUUCAUGUUGCACUGUGACUCUAUACAGGUUUUCUAAAAAUACUGUGCUCAUCCAACUUUGACUUGAGGGAUAUUUUAGGAGGGUGGACGUCGGGCUCUGUAAUUUUAAUUCUUGCAGCCUUUCUGCUGGUUGUGCGUAUUGUUUCCAUUAUACUGAAAUAUCUGGCACCUGCCCAGAGGAAGAAGAUCUUUAGUUUGCACGUCAUGAUGCUCAUUAACAUGAUUACUUUGUGUGACAGGAAUGAUUGGCAAUACUUGCAUCAAUACUACUUUGGGAUUGUAUGAGACAGGGAUAAUGUGGAUGUCAUACUAAAACAUGAGGGGAAAAUACUUCAAAAUGUUGCUAACCCAUCACAGACCUAAAUAUAAAUGAAGGCCUCAACUGAUUUAGCAAAGUGGUUUGACUGUGUUUGCAUUGAGUAACGCCAUGAAUGUACUUUGCGUCCUAAUGCUAAAGUAGAAAAUGUGGUGAGCCAGACAACUGCUGUGAGAUAGCUUUACUAAUAAA